Messenger RNA from Gossypium raimondii (Peruvian cotton), 1166 nucleotides. Its product is annotated as protein ELF4-LIKE 4. Lineage: Eukaryota; Viridiplantae; Streptophyta; Magnoliopsida; Malvales; Malvaceae. The record is from RefSeq and is a predicted model, not a curated record. Gene Ontology annotation, biological process: positive regulation of circadian rhythm; entrainment of circadian clock. The transcript is spliced from 2 exons. The coding region runs from base 591 to 935 and encodes 114 amino acids.
CUUUGUUUAUGUUGUUUUAAACUUUUUAAUGGUACUUAAAUUUUUUUUCCUUUUUUAUGUUGAUAUAAUAAUUAUACACUUACCUGCCUUAUAAGGUGACCUCUUUUUUUGAGGGAAAUGGGUAUCUCUUUAUAACUCUAUUUUUGGAGCAACAGCCGAAGAAAUUGCCCCCUAGUUCCUUACAGUCUCUUCCCUUUUUUACACCAAAGAUUUGUUUCUCUUUCCUUUUUUUUAAUGAUGUGUUUUUAGAUUAGGGGUAUGAUUUUGUUGGGGUCUCUCAAAAUAAGAACUUGGGUAAAAAAGUUGAUUUUUAUGGACAAAGGAGUGAUUUUCCUUUUAAACAACAAAACAAAACAAAACAAAACAAAACAGAACAGAACUUUUUUUUUUUGUUUUGUUUUUUGUGAUUAAUACAUUGCCUCACAUGCGCGCACACACACACACACUCUGAAUCUCUGCUUGGUUGCUAAGAAAGGUGGAGAAAAGCAAAAAGGAAAAUCCUUUUGCAGUCAUUUUAUCCAAAGCCAAGCUGUUAAAACUCUUUGACUUUUCUUCCUUUGGGUUGAUUGAAGUGAGAAGUAACUGUUGGAAUGGAAGGUGAUAUAUGUUCGAGUUUUGGUAAUGGAGGUCAAGUGGAUGGCAAGGUUUUGCAAACAUUUCAAAAGAGUUUUGUUCAAGUUCAAGACAUCCUAGACCAAAACAGGCUGCUAAUCAACGAGAUUAACCAAAACCAUGAGUCAAAGAUCCCAGAUAACUUGAGCCGGAAUGUGGGGUUAAUUAAAGAGCUGAAUAACAAUAUUAGAAGAGUAGCUGAUCUCUAUGCUGACCUCUCCAGCUCUUUCACCAGGUCGAUGGAAGCUUCGUCCGAAGGCGAUUCGGCCGGGAUGUACGAACCUGAUGGAAAAGCUAGUCAGAAGAGAAUUAGAUCUGGGUAAAAAUUUGAUCAAACUGAAACUUUUGGCAUAAAGUAUGUACCCUUUCACUGUGGAAUAAAGGGAGGGGGUAUUUUGAUAUUUUAGUCAAGCCAAAAAAAAGAGAUAGUAUUCUGUUUUUACUCUUUCAAUGCGAGUAUGAAAUGUGUUUUGAGAGCUUGAAGCUUCAUCAUAAUAAUGUAUCACUAUGCUGCCUUGUGGAAAUCAAGCAUUAUCUUUGUUUACCAUCUUUAA